CAAGGAAAAUGCAGGGACCAAUAGAAUUCCAGAUCACCGCCUGACAACAAAAGUAAACAGACUUAUUUUGAUGUGUCGAGAAUCAGGGGGCUCCGCUUCUUCUACUGUAAAAUGAUUUAGUAUCAUCAUUACCGAGCCCAAAUAGCGGAACUUAAACAUUCUGGAAGGUAAUAGGGACAGAGUAUUCACAUCAUUCAAAUGUACAAAACGUCUUACUCGGUUUCUGUCUUUUUUGGUCUUUUCGUAGUAGGCUAAAUCAACUAGCAUGCUAGCCAACUGUGAUCUCGGCUAACAGAAGACGACCAAAACACUCGGAUAACAAGUGCAGUUGUUGACGGUAAGGCGUUAGAAAACCCAACCUUAAAAAGACAUUCUUCACAUUCGUGGGCUGUCUUAAAUAAGUCUUCGGCUCUUGUCCUCGGUCGCUAGCUGCUUUGCUUAAAUCUCUUCCUGUUUAUCGGUUCCGCUCUGAUUUAACCCACGUUAAAAAGGGAUCAGCUCUGAGUCAUGUUGGCACCGGGCAGAUGAGGGCGAUGAAACCCGAAGGUCAGCGUGUUGUCAUGGCUGAGGGCGAAGCAGAGAGUGCGGUCGGAGGACGGGCUGGCUCGCUGGAGCGUCCUGGCCGACAGACCUUCCGGAGUUCAUCCCACUUUCGCAGCCUGCAAGACGGCCUGCUGUCGCUCAGACAGACGGGGAUCCUGUUCGAUGUGGUCCUGGUGGUGGAGGGUCGACCCAUCCAAGCCCACCGCAUCCUCCUGGCAGCCGCCUGUGAUUAUUUCAGGGGGAUGUUUGCCGGAGGCCUCCGUGAGACGCAGCAGAAAGAGAUUCUUAUUCACGGAGUAUCUUACAAGGCCAUAAAGAAACUACUCGACUACAUCUAUACUGCAGAGAUUGAAUUAGACCUGGAUUGUGUCCAGGAAGUCCUGAUAGCUGCCACUCUGGUGCAGCUUGAUAGUGUCAUUGGCUUCUGCUGUGACUUCCUUUACUCCUGGCUGGAUGACAGCAGCAUCUUAGAGGUGCUCCAGCUUGUGGAUCUCUUUGAGCUGCAACAGCUGAAAGACAGAGUCCGCUCCUACAUCCUCAACAACAUUCAGACUUUGUCUCGGACGGACGUGUACCGAAAGCUCCCCGAGGAGGAGGUCUUUAGAGCUUUGAGCAGCGAUGAGCUUCAGGUGACCAGCGAGAACGAGGUGUACGAGGCCGCUCUUUAUUUUCACUUUAGUCCUGAGGAGGUGGAAGCUGAUCAGGUGUACCUGCAGGUCAGUCUGAAGGACAACCUGAAGAUGCUUGAAGCUGUGCGGUUCUGCCUCAUGGAGAGGCGGGUGUUGCAGAGACUGCACAGCAGACUGGACCAGUGUCCUUUGAAGCAUUCGGUCUCAGCUGCUCUCCGGUACCACGAGCAGGAAUUGUGGCAGCCCGUCCUGCAGAGUCCUCUCACGCAGCCCCGCUCCACCUUCUACUGUAUUCUGGGUUUUGGGGGAAUGUUUAGCUCUUCCUCCCUCACAGACAAGAAAAACCUGUUUCAGGUCUUCCACCCGAGCUGGGGGGAGUGGAGGACUCUGCCUUCAGCUCACUCACCCCGAAUGUCUAACCAGGGGGUUGCUGUCCUGAACAAUUUUGUUUAUCUCAUUGGAGGAGAUAAGAACACCAGUGGAUUUCGUGCAGAAAACUGCUGCUGGAGAUAUGACCCACGUCACAACAGCUGGACCUCCAUUCAGCCUCUGCAGCAGCAGCACGCUGACCACUGUGUUUGCGUGUUGGGGGGUCACAUCUACGCCAUCGGGGGGCGUGACUACAGCAACGAGCUGGACUCAGUGGAGCGCUAUGACCCCAGCGCAAACACGUGGCAGUUCGUCUCACCUCUGAAGAGAGAGGUUUAUGCCCAUGCAGGAGCAGUGGUGGAUGGGAAGAUAUACAUCACAUGUGGGCGUCGAGGAAUGGCGUACCUCAGAGAGACGUACUGCUUCGACCCUGCUGCCAAUCACUGGGCGGCGUGUGCAGAGGGACCGGUGGAGCGGGCGUGGCACGGCAUGGCUGCUGUCAAUGGGCGCAUAUAUGUUAUCGGGGGUAGUAACCAUGAGCGUGGAUAUCGCCGUGAUGUCAACAAAGUGGCGUGCUUUGAUCCUGCAGCCAACUCAUGGACGUUAGUUGCCCCCCUCCCCUCCGGACACGGAGAGCCAGGCAUCGCCGUGCUCGACCACCGCAUCUACGUCCUAGGAGGGCGCUCACACGACAAAGGCAGGAGGAUGAAAUACAUGCACGUGUACAACACCGAUGCUGAUGAGUGGGACAGUGAGACUGAGUUCAAAGAGCGCGUCUCUGGCCUGGCCGCCUGCGUGGCGCUCAUGCCCCCCGCUGUCAUCGCACAGGCCAGCAGCUCGGAGCAGCGCUUCAAGGGAUCAUGGGAAGUCGUGGACAUGUACACAUCAGAGGACUCCAGUGAGGACUGAAGGAUCUACACUGAACUGAAUUAGACUGUCUUGCACUUAAAUUUUCUGCACAUUGAUAUUGUUUCUGGAUGUGCAAAUGAAUUUAUGGCCUUAUUUGCUCUCCUUUAGCUUUACUGUAGGAUUCUUUGUUUUUUAUGCUAAAUGUUGGUCCCUGCUUUAUAUGCAAAAAGUGCCUGUUUGUGCUCAGAUGAUUACAGAUUAAAUCUUCCUCUUAACUGAUUAAA
Molecule: messenger RNA, 2674 nt
Organism: Oryzias melastigma (Indian medaka)
Lineage: Eukaryota; Metazoa; Chordata; Actinopteri; Beloniformes; Adrianichthyidae
Gene: klhl22
Product: kelch-like family member 22
Exons: 7
Coding region: 525-2450 (641 amino acids)
Biological process (GO): positive regulation of TORC1 signaling; proteasome-mediated ubiquitin-dependent protein catabolic process; protein monoubiquitination
Cellular component (GO): polar microtubule; Cul3-RING ubiquitin ligase complex; mitotic spindle
Molecular function (GO): protein binding
Source: RefSeq, a predicted model, not a curated record